AUGGCUGGCGAACCUCCGCGAGAAUCGAUGACCUCCAUCCGAGACGACGACAAUAUCGAGAAGCUUCCCUCUUUGCCGCACGCCGAAGGCAGUAGCAUGUCUCUGGACCAGUCGGUGAGGACUUUCCGCCUCUUUGAGAUUCUUCGGAGCGGCGACACCACCGCUAUCUCUAAAGCCAUCAAAGAGACGAAGGAGCCUCAAGGGGCGACCAGUCUGUCAGGUACGACGGUUCUCCACUUAGCUAUUCAGUGCGCAGAGCCACAAGUCGUGGAGUAUGUACUAUCUACGGGCGAAGAGCUGGAUGUGAAUGCACAGGAUCGAGAUGGCAAUACUCCCCUUCAUCUGGCCGCUCAGCUAGGACGAGGUCCUGUAGUUCGUGAGCUGCUGAGUCGGCCUUCGCUGAAUGACUCAAUUUUCAACUACGGUGGUCAAACAGCUCUAGACGUUGCCCGGACUCCAGAGAUAUUCCAGCAACUUCAGCUAGCGCGGUCACUAUUCAUCGACCAUAAAACCCAGGAGAUUCAAACACUAGUCUCCCAAGGUGAAUAUACAAAACUUGAAAAGGUUUUGGAAGAGCCUCGGGUUGAGGGUGUGAUGGAUGUCGAUAGCCUGGAUCUAGUCACUGAUCCUGCUACCAUUCACUCUGGGGGAACGUUGCUACACGAAGGAGCAAGAAGGAGAGAUACGAAGCUGAUACAGAUUCUUCUAAUGCAUGGUGCCGACCCAUUUCGCCGCGACAAAAAGGGUAAGCUCCCACAAGACGUCACCAAAGAUGAAAAGACUCGUGCAAUCGUCAAAAAGUCCCCGGCCGCUGUCAUGGCUCAACGUGGUAUACAGGAGAAAGCCAUUUUAGGAACUAGCGCAACGACCCCGAGCGUCUCUGGCCGGGUGGGCGUAGCCGAAGCUCCCUUCGCUGGCAAAGAAGCUCGUGAGAUGAGAGGCUAUCUGAAGAAAUGGACAAAUUACACCAGUGGUUAUAAGCUACGGUGGUUUGUAUUGGAGGACGGGGUCUUGAGCUACUAUAAACAUCAAGAUGAUGCGGGCUCAGCUUGCCGAGGCGCUAUCAAUAUGAAAAUUGCUAGGCUUAAUAUGGAUUCGCAGGACAAGACCCGUUUUGAAAUUCACGGCAAGUCAUCAGUCAAGUACCAUCUCAAGGCAAACCAUGUCGUCGAGGCUAAGCGCUGGUUCUGGACGCUCAACAAUGCCAUACAAUGGGCAAAGGACGAAGCAAAGGAAGAAGAGAAGCGCCAGACAAGGCAUGCUGAAGUGCUACGUCAAGCGAAGAUCGAACAGACCGAGGGUCGGUCACCUGAGAGCAUGUCAGACUCGCCAGGCUUCAGUACCUACAAUAAAUCGAGUGGGAAAACCCUGGCUCCAUCAUCCAUCGUGGUGCCAAGUAGUAGUGGCACACGGCUUAGCACGUAUGCAUCGCGUACAACGCUAGAAAGUGCCCCUGAAGACGAUGAAGGCUCAUUGUACGGCUCGUUGGAUCAUGCUGCACCAUCGAAUGUGGUCCGCCGUCUCACUGGUCAUGUAACUACUGUGCCCGACAUCGAUGGAGAUGAGGAUAUUGAUGAUGAUGAUGAUGAUGAUGAUGACGAUGGAGACUAUGCAUCCAGCCACGAUAUACCUCCAGCUGAUAAAGAUGCUCUAAAUAUCACCGCACAGUCGACUAAACUUCAGCUUGAUAUCCUCGCCAACGUUGCGGCUUCAAUGCAGGCGGAACAAUCGAGAAGCCCGAGUACAACCUUGUCAGAUCCGGCCAUCGAGCAAGCUCUGGUAGCUUACGGAGCAGCCGUGAGUAGCUUACAAGGCUUAGUGCAAAAUCUUCUGAAGAUCUCCAGGGACCGCGAUGCUUAUUGGCAAUAUAGGCUGAACCGUGAGGCUUAUUUACGUAAGAUGUGGGAAGAAAGUAUGGCCAAGAUAGCGCAUGAACAUGAAGAACUGCAGUCACGAAUGGGUGAGUCCGAAGAGAAACGUCGGCGCACCAAAAGGGCGCUCAGGGAAGCAUUAGAGUCAGCUACUACUGGCCAUGUUGAUGGGAAGGCUCCUUCUCAUGCACAAACCAUCAGGGAUGACUCCGAUGUUGCAAAAGUCGAGACUCAAACGUAUGAUGUGGUUGACGAAGGCUCGCGGAUAACGGAGAAAGAGUCAGGGCAGUCGCUCAAUCACAAACAGUCAACUCUCUCUCAGAUCAGCAACCUUUGUGACUCAGGGUCCGAUGAUGACGACGACGACCAGUUCUUUGAUGCAAUUGAUUCAGGGGAGAUUGAGGUGGAGAAUUUGACAUUUGUACCUACAGAUGAUGAUGAUGGGAGGGAGUCCCCAGAUCAGGGUAGCGAGCUUCGAGCCAUCAAGCGGAAUGAAAUCAUCCCCUCAUUCACGGGAUAUGAUGAGUCUGUCAGGGAACGGCUGAAAAUGGACUAUGACAACAGGCCGAAAAUCUCGCUCUGGGGCAUUCUAAAGUCUAUGAUUGGUAAGGACAUGACGAAGAUGACCCUUCCAGUCUCUUUUAACGAGCCAACGUCGUUGCUUCAACGAGUGGCUGAAGACCUGGAAUAUGCGGACCUCUUGGACAUUGCCGCUGAUAGACCCGACUCCAUGGAGCGGUUGUUAUAUGUCGCUGCGUAUGCUGCAAGCGAAUAUGCAUCGACCAUUGGCCGUGUGGCAAAGCCUUUCAAUCCCCUCCUUGGUGAAACAUUUGAAUAUGUCCGGCCUGACAAAGGCUAUCGGUUCUUUAUUGAGCAGGUCAGCCACCACCCACCGAUAGGCGCUGCCUGGGCUGAGUCGACUAAAUGGGAUUACUAUGGCGAGUCUGCUCUCAAAUCGAAAUUCUACGGGAAAUCUUUCGACAUCAAUCUCUUAGGGACAUGGUUCCUUCGAUUGCGGCCGGCAUCCGGAGGAGAGGAAUUAUAUACUUGGAAAAAAGUCACCUCAUCUGUGAUCGGAAUCAUUACCGGUAACCCAACGGUCGACAAUUACGGGUUGAUGGAAAUCAAAAAUUGGACCACCGGCGAGGUUUGCUACUUGGAUUUCAAACCCAGGGGUUGGAAGGCUUCCUCUGCCUAUCAGGUGUCCGGGAAAGUAGUAGACCGAGAUGGAACCCCGAAAUGGAGUAUUGGCGGCCGGUGGAAUGACAAGAUAUAUGCGCGCCAUACUCCCGGAUUUGAGGCGCCGGUGUCUGGCCAGGAUCCCGAAUCAACCAAGACGCUUCUGGUCUGGCAGUGUCAUGCGCGCCCGAGCGGCAUUCCAUUUAACCUGACUCCGUUCGUUAUCACCCUCAACGCUCUGCCGAAUGGUCUGAAGGAGCACCUUCCUCCUACGGACACACGGCUCCGACCUGAUCAGCGUGCGAUGGAAGAAGGCGAAUAUGAUUUGGCGGCUAGCGAGAAGCAUCGGGUGGAAGAAAAGCAGCGAGCCAAGCGCAGAGAGCGCGAGACCAACGGUGUCUCAAUGACUGGUGAGUACACCUGUGGUCGCUGCCUACACGCACUCCGCCGACGGGCUGUGGUACGCCUGCCACACUAUGCACUGCCUAGUAAGGGAGGAUAUGGCCUGUUUAACCCUGCCUUUGUGCGGAGUUUGAGCAGUUCCAGCAAAGGUCUCCUUUUCUCGGAUAACCCGCCCCAAGCAACCUUGAAGCAAACAGCCUUGACUCCCCCGACUGCGUCCCGAAGUCUCGGGUCGGUCGUGCAGAAGGCUCCGUCUUCCACCUCCAAUACUCUUCCAGAUCCGCGCGUUUUGUUGAAACCGAACAACCUCUUCCAUUCGUUCUCUCAGUCACCAGCAGCGGCCAUUCGACAGCGUGCGGCUUUCAUCAAGCAAAACGCCUUCUGCCCACAUCCAAGCCACCAGCAGACCCGACUGCCUAUCUCUCCUCACGACCCAGAGACGCGCAAGAGCCCACAGAGCUCGAGUCUGCCGCCAGCGCACUCUCACUUUGAAUGUCCCGACUGCGGCGUGCCGAUCUAUUGCUCGGAGGGGCAUUGGAUGGAUGACUUCGAAGCACACUUGGAGGUCUGCGAGACCAUCCGACAGAUCAAUGAGGACGAUCAUGAUUUGCAUUCUGGGCGGGUUUUCCCGGAGUUCACCUAUCCAGGACUUCAAGAUGAUAACUUCGUCAUCAACAUGACAAACUGGGACACUUUUCUCUAUACACGAGAGUUUGAGGCCAUCAACGAUGACCGGAGCAUGCGGCAAGUGACCAGGAUGCUGACCUAUCCGCUUACACUAGCUAGUGUUCUGCAUGGACUGAGUCCCUACAAUGUCCGAAAGGGGGGGAGGCUUACGGUGGAAGGGCUUAAAAGUGUUAGUGCCUUGCGAUACACUUUACACCCUCCCAAGACAGGAGAGGGUGUCGAUAUCCGAGGACUACGCCUGAAGGCACCACCGGUCCGCAUUUUCAUCUUAGGGGCCCGGGCUGAGUCUUCCUUGCCGCGAGAGGUUUGGUUGCAGCUCAGCUACAUAUUUCCACGCUCUCUCAUUCAUCUCAUUUUUGUCGGACCGGAGAGUAUGACGAAUCGCGACGCCGAAUUUCCACUGCCAGAGCGGACACCUGGCAAUCCAUUCGGGGGAGUCGUCGAAGACCGACUUGGAGGUCAAUUCAAAAUCACGACCUACGUUGACUACUUCCACACAAUGUACAAAGCCAAUUACUUCCAACCUUUUGAUCCAUACUUGGACUGCAUCAUGUUGUUUCAUCCCGGACUCGGACACCCGGCAAGCUCUCACGAGUGGGAAGAAACCCUCCCGCAACUACUGGAGACCAAGGUGCCGAUCAUCAGCACAGGCUACACGCAGUGGGAUAUGGAACGGGAUAUCAACUGGGUACAUGAGAAAUGUGCUGGCGAAUUCGAUAUUCUGCUUGAACCGGGCGAAAAUAUUUUCCGCAGUUUACGCUGGGAUCUCAAUGAUCUGGACCCUCAUGAUGUUUCGUGUGGCAACUGGGGUGUUUGGGCCUUCAGAGGAAAGAGAUACGAGGCAACAUUCCGCAACUAG
Molecule: messenger RNA, 4998 nt
Organism: Aspergillus uvarum CBS 121591
Lineage: Eukaryota; Fungi; Ascomycota; Eurotiomycetes; Eurotiales; Aspergillaceae
Exons: 8
Coding region: 1-4998 (1665 amino acids)
Biological process (GO): endocytosis; piecemeal microautophagy of the nucleus; exocytosis
Cellular component (GO): nuclear envelope; membrane; cytosol
Molecular function (GO): protein binding; sterol binding
Source: RefSeq, a predicted model, not a curated record